Molecule: messenger RNA, 762 nt
Organism: Ricinus communis (castor bean)
Lineage: Eukaryota; Viridiplantae; Streptophyta; Magnoliopsida; Malpighiales; Euphorbiaceae
Product: 50S ribosomal protein L35, chloroplastic
Exons: 3
Coding region: 166-621 (151 amino acids)
Biological process (GO): translation
Cellular component (GO): large ribosomal subunit; ribosome
Molecular function (GO): structural constituent of ribosome
Source: RefSeq, a predicted model, not a curated record
CCAUAAAAGAUCGUAAAUAACAAAAAAAUACACAACGUAAUUGAGCGGACUCCAAUUCACUGCUCCUUUUAUCCACACCAUAGCUCACCACGUCACACCCUUAUUUUUCUUUCUUUCAAUCGCAUUUCCUUUAACAUCACCAAAGCAACAAUCUAGCUUUAAACAAUGGCUUCCUUGACCAUGUUGUCUUUCAGUUUGAAGUUAUGCCCUCUGCAAUCUCCUCCAACAGCUCGACUCUCUUAUGGGUCUGCUCAGCUUUCGCCUUUUAACAAUUUGAACAACUCCUUAAGACUCGGUUCAAGUCAUAACAUUUCUGGGUCUCAUUCAAUUUUCUAUCAAAAAUCAUCUUCUAUCGCUACUCUCACUCAAAAGUUUCAAUCUCUUACUGUUUUUGCUGCUAAGGGCUACAAAAUGAAGACCCAUAAGGCAUCGGCAAAAAGAUUCAGGGUCACAGGUAAAGGGAAAAUAAUGAGGAGGAGAGCUGGGAAGCAGCAUUUACUGGCCAAGAAAAACACCAAGAGGAAAUUGAGACUUUCCAAAAUGCACCCAGUCAGCCGGAGCGACUAUGACAAUGUGAUCGGUGCCUUGCCAUAUUUAAAAGUAAAUAGAAAAGCAAAGUAGUGGUGAUAUUUAUGUUCGCGGGCAGACUCACAAGUGGAUUUUUUGAUUUCUUGUAUGCAAAAGACAAGUGCUCUUGAUAACCUUAUUCUUCAAAUGUACAAUCUUGUCAAGUUCCUUUGAAAUUCUUAUAUUUCUUUAUCA